Molecule: messenger RNA, 4223 nt
Organism: Anolis sagrei ordinatus
Lineage: Eukaryota; Metazoa; Chordata; Lepidosauria; Squamata; Anolidae
Gene: TGFBI
Product: transforming growth factor beta induced
Biological process (GO): extracellular matrix organization; cell adhesion
Cellular component (GO): extracellular matrix
Molecular function (GO): cell adhesion molecule binding
Source: RefSeq, a predicted model, not a curated record
AGCUCCCACAGCGGAGAGCGGCUCUCUCCCUCCGAUCCCCGCGUGUGCUGUCCCGCAGGGUGCUCUUCCUCUGAAGUUCGCCGGUCCUUGGCUGCCUGCUUUCCCGCGGCGGCGAUGCGCUCCCUGCUGUACUGGCUGGCCUUGGCUCUGUGGCUGUCCAUGUCGUGGGCUGCCCGGGCCCCUUACCAGCAGAUCCUGCAUCACAGCCGCAUCCGGGGAAGGCAUCAAGGUCCCAAUGUGUGUGCUGUGCUGAAGGUGAUUGGAACAAACAGUAAAUACUUGCCAAACUGCAAACUUUGGUACCAAAGGAAAAUCUGUGGCAAAUCGACAGUGAUUGCCUAUGAAUGCUGUCCAGGAUAUGAAGAAGUUCCUGGAGAGAAAGGCUGCCCAGCUGCAUUGCCACUUUCAAACCUUUAUGAGACCCUUGGAAUUGUUGGAGCCACUACCACUCAACUCUAUUCUGCCAGCUCUAACCUGAGUGCUGAAAUCACAAGCCCCGGGAGCUACACAAUCUUUGCCCCAACCAAUGAGGCCUGGGCAUCAUUGCCUGCUGAAAUGUUAGAUUCGUUGGUGAGUAAUGUAAAUAUUGAGCUGCUGAAUGCUCUUCGCUACCACAUGGUGAAUAAGCGAGUCUUAACUGAUGAGUUGAAGCAUGGAACAUCUCUCCCUUCGAUGUACCAGAAUAUCGAUAUCCAGAUCCACCAUUAUCCAAAUGGAAUUGUAACAGUGAACUGUGCUAGGUUAUUGAAGGCUGACCAUCAUGCCACCAAUGGAGUUGUCCAUCUCAUUGACAAAGUCAUUUCUACAACAACAAAUAAUAUCCUGCAGAUAGUUGAGGUUGAAGAAGAUCUAGAAACCCUUUUGACUGCUGUGACAGCAGCUGGUCUGAACAGCCUUUUAGAAAAAGAAGGCCAGUAUACAUUGUUAGCUCCAACCAAUGAAGCCUUUGAGAAGAUCCCACAAGAAACUUUAAACAGGAUCCUGAGAGACCCAGAAGCUUUAAAAGACCUGUUGAGCAAUCACAUCUUGAAAUCAGCCAUGUGUGCUGAAGCUAUUAUUGCCGGUUUAUCUAUGGAAACAUUAGAAGGCAACAUGUUGGAAAUUGGCUGUAAUGGGGAUGAACUGACCCUCAAUGGGAGACCUAUCAUUGCUAACAAGGAUGUCAUGGCUACCAAUGGAGUGAUACACUUUGUCAAUGAAUUGCUCAUCCCAGACUCAGUUAAAAAUUUGUUGGAGUUGGGUAGGGAGUCUGAUGUUUCAACGUCUAUUGAACUUUUUCAACGAGCUGGUCUUGGUUCUCAUCUCACUGGAAAUGAGCGACUGACCCUCUUGGUGCCCAUUAACUCAUACUACAAAGGUCGGACUCCUUCUGCAGAUCGGAACUUACUCCGGGAUCACAUCAUUAAACAGCAGCUUUCCUCAAAGUACCUUUUCCAUGGACAGAAGCUGGAAACUCUGAGUGGCAAAGAGCUGAGAGUAUUUGUAUACCGCAAUAAUCUCUGUAUUGAAAAUGCCUGCAUUGCUGCCCAUGACAAGCGAGGGAGAUUUGGUACCUUGUUUGCUGUUGACAAGAUGGUGACUCCCCCAAUUGGAACUGUGAUGGACGUACUUAAGGCAGAUGAUCGUUUCAGUACCCUUGUAGCAGCCAUCCAGUCUGCAGGUCUUACAGAGAUGCUGAAUAGACCACGGUCCUUCACAGUAUUUGCACCAACCAAUGAAGCUUUCCGAGCCAUGUCACAAAGGGAGCUGAACAAACUCAUGGGUAAUGCAAAAGAACUUGCCAACAUUCUGAAAUACCACAUUGGGGAGGAAAUACUGGUCAGCGGGGCAGUUGGGGCUGCUGUAAGAAUCAAGUCUCUGCAGGGUGAUAAACUAGAAGUCAGCUCUAAAAAUGAUGAUAUAUAUAUCAACAAGGAGCCUGUUGCUGAAGCUGAUAUUAUGGCCACUAAUGGUGUGAUUUAUGCAGUGAACACUGUUUUACAGCCACCAGCUUCUAAAGCUAAUGAAAGGGGUGAUGAGCCUGCUGACCCUGCACUGGAAAUCUUCAGGCAUGCUCCUGCAUUUUCCUUUAGUCUAGCAAAUGGAAAUCGUCUAUCUCCUACAUAUUCACAAUUGUUAAAAAGAAUGAAGGAGCAACAAGAAAGGCGACAGCAGCAACAGCAGCAGCAGUGAAAUGGCCACAAUUCUGCUUUGAAAACACAACCAAGGAUUCAGCUAGCUUUGGCUACUGGGUUGCUGGCGGGAAGGACUCCGUUUUAAAACAAAACCAAAAACUGUUGUCAUAAUGUGUUACACAAAGGCUAUCUUUUUCCCAAAUGAGAAUGAAGGAGAGAAAAUAAAAGCCAUUCACAUACAUAUAUAUCUAAACUCUUGUUUAAUAAACUUAAUGUUCGCAACUUUAGUUGAUAAUUUGGGGAGCCUCAAAUAGGUCACAUGUCCAGAUGGACGAGAACAAUGACCACCACCAAACAUCACAUUUAAAUCUAUAUCUCACCGGAUAAUGCUUAAAAGAUUUUAAGGAUUUUUUUUUGUGCUGUCAGGAAUUGAACACUGAGGUAUGGUAGGUCCUUCUAGCCCAACGCCAUCUCCUCUGGCAGGCAGGGGAUCUCCAUGUUUUCUGGGUUAGGUUUUUCUCAUCUGUUCUGGCAGAUCUGUCUUCCUGACCAUUGUGCCUUGGACUUCCCACACAUUAUGUCUCUGGGAUGUCCCUAUACGUGAUGAUUUUCUAAGUUUUUUGCCACAGUGUCUUAUGAUAAAUUUGAGACUUUGGUUGCAGAAACAGAAUUAAGUGAGCAUCCUAUUUGGUUUUCCCUUUUCUGCUCAAUGUUGCUCCCAAGAAUCCCUGUGUGUUAGGCUGACAAGGUGAUUGUGGCAGCUGUAGUUCAAAAAUAGGUUCCCACUCUCAAGCUAUGUUUUGUACACAAUCAAGAAAGUGCAGUCAUUCAGAUGGAACCUGCCCUUUUGCACACUCCCACUUUGAAAACCAAUUUUGGAGGAACCCUAAAUCAUCCUUGAGAGCCAGCAGGCUCAUAGGUCCAUUUUCAGUGGUGCUAACACUAUAGGAGCUUCCUAUUUCAGAGAAAUUUGCUGUGAAAUAUUUUUUUGAGGAGAGCUAAAAUGCCCACCUGGGAUUCACUUCCAUAUAAUGAGCCUGUACUUGUACCUUGGUGCUGAAGACUAUAUAUUUUUGUAUCACAUAAUGAAGACAUGUCAUUUCAGAAAGGAUCAUUUGGCCCUCCAGAUGUUUGGGACUUCAGCUCCCAUCAGCUCCAGCCAGCAUGGUCAGUGGAGAGAGAUUGUGGAAGUUGUAGUCCCAUAACACCCGAGGGUCAAGAGGUUCCACAGCUAUACUUCAGACUAACCACCCAGCUUUACAGACCUUUCACAAUUUCUUGCUUGACGUUUGUAACCCAUCACCAUUAUCUUUUCCUGUUGUGGUUCAGGGGAGUAGAAUUGGCAACAAACUGAAUAGCAAUGCCAAUUUUUAUUGUUUUUCCCUCGCAUUGGACAUGCUUGUACAGACACAUGUUGAAGAAAAUUUGUGUAUUUAAAGAGUUUAACUCGUGCCUUCAAUUAAACUGCAGUUUCUUAAGUUGCAAUUCAAAGAGCUCCACGAUCAGCAUUAUAGAUAACCCUAAAUUUAGAAACACUAAAUUUCAAAGGGUCUUCACAACAUCAUAUGGGUAAUAGCUGCCAGAAGCUGCCUGAGCAUCAGGGAAUUAUCACACAUAUUGAAUUGUGGCCCAGGAUCAGGAAAAGUUACUUUUGCCAGAUUAUGGCUCACACAAUGUUCCAUGACUGCCAGCAAUGCUGUUGGAAGAUUCUGGAAACUGCAAUACAACAAUGUAACUGACCUAUUGUGGCCUAUGAUCUUAAAAGUCCUUACUGGCAGUUUCUGAACUCUACAAUUUGUAUAUGUCAGAAAGAACAUGUGUUUUUUAUUUUCUUCCUGCCUGUGCUUAGAAAACCUUCUGUGCACUUCUCUGUUUUAACUUUUUUUAAAGCCUCAUUGUUGAUAUUAGGAAAUUUGCAUGGUAUAAGCAAAGGUUUGAUCAGUGCUGUCAAUUAGCUUUUGUUUACACAUAUGGUUCUAACUUUAAUAUCUUUUGUUUUUCCUGAGUCUGAAAAUACACCCCCUUUGUAAUGUGGUCACAGUUUCUCUCCCUCAUCAAGACCAGCAAAUAAACCAUUCAUUUGUAAUAAAACUUGGCCUUUAUUUUAAA